Molecule: messenger RNA, 3887 nt
Organism: Vicugna pacos (alpaca)
Lineage: Eukaryota; Metazoa; Chordata; Mammalia; Artiodactyla; Camelidae
Source: RefSeq, a predicted model, not a curated record
GGUGUGGCCGUAUUUGGAUUUGAGAACAUUUUAAUACGAGGACUGUGAAAACGUCUCCAGAAUCAAUUUCCUUGUUCGUGUGUCUGUUGUCGGAGCCCUAGAUGGACGGGAUUUCCUCUGAGAGUGAAACAAAAACACCAGGCCUCCUCCUGCGUCCUCUCGGGGACGUGCUUUAAUGUGAGGUGCCCGACUCUGCUGGAAGCAAAGGCAAAACCUUCGGUUGUCUCUUUAAAUCGUCUCUGCAUUGUGACGGGCGGCAGGCUGGCAGCGGGCUGGCUGGGACGAACCAUUCCGGCCCUGCCGCAGGGAGCCGGCCACCGCGCCGCGCCAUCAGCGCCUCCCCCAUCCCCAUGGUUACGGCUCCUGCUUCCGACCAUCCCUCGUCCCUGACCGUCGCCGCCCGCGGGAGCAGGCGCAGCGGCCGCUGGCAGUCCUCACGCAGAGUUCGGGAAGCUGCCUGCUGAGAAUUGCACUGAAUGUCGGCUGCUCCUGGCUCUGACUCAUCCUCCGGGGUGCAGAGCCCCGGCCGGCGCUGGGCUGCGGUCCUGCAAUCUGUUGAUAACUCCACUUGCAGGCUCCAGAGCGCUGCCUCUGGGAUGGAAAACUGCUCCCCAGACCCGAGAACUCACCGCGGCUCGCCGCCAACGGGAGGCACAGGACCGUGGCCACUCCAGCUGUUUUCACCAAAAUAGAUGGGGGAGGCCUCUCCACCCUUGCCCGCCCCACCGCGGUCGCCAGGGGCUCGUCCCCGUGGCCGCUGUUCGGGACCUUGACCUUCCAGACGGCCAUGGAAGCUGGAGGGGAGAAGGGUGCAACAUAAUCGGCCGGGCAGGCAGCGCCACCUCCACCCCCUGCUCACACCUCAGUGACUUCUCUGUGCUCAUGGAUCUGAGGGCCGUCCUCUCCCUGCCCCAGGCCCCCGGGGAGUUCCUGCACCCCGUGGUGUACGCCUGCACCGCCGUCAUGCUGCUCUGCCUGCUGGCCUCCGCCGCCACCUACGUCCUUCACCGCAGCGCUAUCCGGAUCAGCCGGAAAGGCCGGCACGCGCUCCUGAACUUCUGCUUCCACGCGGCUCUGACCUUCUCAGUGUUCGCCGGCGGCAUCAACCGCACCAAGCACCCCACCGUGUGCCAGGCGGUGGGCAUCGUGCUGCACUACUCCACGCUGUCCACCAUGCUGUGGAUUGGAGUCACCGCCAGGAACAUCUACAAGCAGGUGACCAAGAAGGCCCCCCUGUGCCCGGGGACAGACCAGCCACCGUACCCCAAGCAGCCCCUGCUCAGGCUCUACCUCAUCAGUGGAGGGGCUCCUUCCAUCAUCUGCGGCGUCACGGCCGCCACGAGCAUCAGGAACUACGGGACGGAGGGCGUGGAUGCUGCAUACUGUGCCAAGCGGGACGAUGUGUGGCACUGCUGGUGGUCCUGCUGCCCCUCCCGCAGGGACCCUCACGCAGCAAAGCUCGGCACCCGCCCCGCACUUGACGCCAACGGGGACGUGCUGGGCCACGCGGCCUGCCUGCCGGACUCGCCGUGCCCUGGCAAGCCACUUGGCUUCGGCCACCCCCAGGCCAGCCACUGCAAGAUGACCAACCUGCAGGCCACCCAAAGCCAUGUCAGCUGCCUGUCUCCGGCCACGCCCUGCUGCGCCAAGAUGCACUGCGAGCAGCUGAUGGAGGGCACGGGCCAUAUCCACGUGCACGAGGAGGAUGCCUUCGGGCACGACUCGCACCUGCACAGGUGCCCCCAGGGCAGAACUAAGCCACACUACUUCAGCCAGCACCAGGCAGCCGAGCAGGAGUAUGCCUACCACAUCCCGUCCAGCCUGGACGGCAGCCCCCGCAGCUCCCGCACGGACAGUCCCCCCAGCUCGCUCGAGGGCCCAGUGGGGCCCCACUCACUGGCCUGCUGCGCCCAAGGGGACCCCUUCCCCUUGGUCACCCAGCCCGAGGGUGGCGACGCCAGCCCCGUGGCCUAUGGCUGCCCCCCGCGGCUGGGCAGGGAGGUGGCCCAUGGCCCUGGUCACUUCGAGAUGCUCCGGAGGACGCAGUCCCUGCCCUUCAGCGGCCCUGGCCAGAAUGGGCUGGUCAAGGGGGACAUGCCUUACGGCUCCGACAGCACCGGCAACAUCCGCACGGGGCCCUGGAGGAACGAGACCACGGUGUAGCGGGCAGCCGGGCACCCUCGCCCAUGUGGCCGCACACACGCGCGCCGGGCGUGCUUCAGUGCAGAGCCAGGACCUCUGCUGCAAGAGGGGGCGGGGGUCACCACCGGACCGAGCUUUGGCGGCACCCCACUGACCCCUUCAGCAGGAAGGACUGGAGCAGAAAGACGCUUUGGGCCACAUCUGCCUCCACGGACCUGAGGUCAGACCAGCGUACACAUCCAGGCACCUGCCUGCCAUCCUGCCAUGCCCGGUCCCCGGGGGGGGCAGCCCAGGGACGGACCGGGCAGGGAUUCUACCAAGGGAGCAGCCCUCAGCACCCGCAUGGCCCGCGCAACCUAGUGGGCAUCCCACCCGCCCUGCCGCCUGCCCACGGCAGGAGGUGCCACCAACAUUUUCUAGUGUUUCGUGUGCGUGUUGUUAAGUCUUGUUCCUGGGGGCAGACAGCCUGCCGGUCAGUCCAGAGCACUCUGGGCAGUUGCCAUGAGCCCCUCCGCUGUCGUGGGGACUCCCGUCAGCUCCCUGCCCUGCACUGGCUCCAACCUCAGCCCAGUCUGGGAUGCAGCCACGCUCCGAGAGACCGUCGGCGACCCGAGGCCUUUCCAGGGCCAGCGGGGGCCUGAAGGGUCGCGCCUUCGAAAUGCCCAGAUGUCCUUUAAUAUAGACUCAGCUUGCAACGCCAGCGUCUGCCAGGACUGGUCCCGCCUCCCAACAGGGGUGUUGGGGAACAGCUCCGUUCCCUGCCACAGAGAGGCACUGGCAUUCCUGUGACCCUCCGGGCACAAAGCCGUGAGUCGGAGGACAGAUGUCAAUCAUAGAUCCUUCUGCGACAGCAAGUGGCACAUCCCUCGGGAAGGGGUCUGUGCAUCCCCACGGAGGCAGAGCCCAGACAUCCAGGGGGACGUGCGUGUGAGCCCGGCAGUCAUUCCUCCCUCCCGCCCUCCCUCCUUGGGUCUGUGGCACAUGUGCACCCACACGCAUGCACACGCACACGUGUUGGUGCACAUGCCACGUACAUGUGUGCGGGGUGCUCGCGUGCACAGCACACACCACACGCAUCACACGCAUCACCCGUGGACACAUGUCUGCUGCACAUGGCACAGGUGCACGUGCAGGGUGGUGUGUUGUCCAGCCACCCGAGGGCCGGGCUUGCUUCACCCUGCACAGCCUGGUCCCCAGGACUUGUCAGCAGCUGUGUCUGGGGGGGCCCCAGUGGGAGGAGGCUCUUCCUCAUGCGCCUGGGGUGGGCGGCAUGUCAGCCGUCCCUGGGCUGACUCUCAGUAUCUGGGCCCAGGAGCCUGGCUUCCUGACAGUGAGGUUGUAAUAGACCACGGUGCCUGGGGCCUGCCUCGAAUCCCGUGUGUCCUCACAGGUCAACCUGACAGCAGCUGACAGCGCCGGCCCCCGUCCAGCCUGCUCACCUGCUUCCAUGGCUGGUACGAACCAGAGACCUGGGGCGUGCUGGGUUCUCACUGUAGACGCAGAACUGUCCAUGAAAUACAGUAUUUUCAUCGUUCGCCCUUUGUGAGGCUGGUUAAUAGCUUCCGUGUGCGCCUCUCUCCCUCGGGGAGGGGCAGCCUCUCCUCGGGGCACGGCCCCCCUUCUGUGCCCCUGGGCCCCUCAGGGAGCCCACCGUCCUUCCUUCCUGCCCUCGGCACCCCUGGCAGGACAGAAAGAGUGCCUCACCAUCCAGACCAAAGAAACAGCAUUAAACAUUCCACACCAUG